Messenger RNA from Gadus morhua (Atlantic cod), 2770 nucleotides. RefSeq names its product cartilage oligomeric matrix protein (gene comp). The record is from RefSeq and is a predicted model, not a curated record. Gene Ontology annotation, cellular component: extracellular region. The transcript is spliced from 19 exons. Gene Ontology annotation, biological process: cell adhesion. The coding region runs from base 271 to 2514 and encodes 747 amino acids. NCBI's taxonomy places the organism in Eukaryota, Metazoa, Chordata, Actinopteri, Gadiformes, Gadidae. Gene Ontology annotation, molecular function: calcium ion binding.
ACCCAGGUUCAGCCGAGCUCAGCCAGGACCAGUGAGGACCAGAGACGACCAGUGACGACCAGUUAGGACCAGAGAGGACCAGUGACGACCAGUGACAACCAGUGACGACCAGUGACGACCAGUGACGACCAUUGAGGAACAGAGACGACCGGUGACGACCAGUGACGACCAGUUAGGACCAGUGAGGCCCAGAGAGGACCAGUGAGGAGCCGAGUGGGAGCAGAGAGAAGGUUCUAGUGGGGGUCCUGAGGGCCGUGUUGGAGGAGCACCAUGCUGGUCGUUCUGCUGCUGAGCGCGCUGCUCUGUGGGGGUUGCGGCGCCGUGGUCCAGAGAGAUGGAGAAAUAAUCAACCAGAUCAAAGGGACCAACGCGGUCCUGGACGAGAUCAAAGAGCUCCUCAAGCAGCAGAUCAGGGAGAUAGUUUUCCUGAAGAACACGGUGAUGGAGUGUGAGGCGUGCGGGAUGGGAGGGCACCAACCGCGGCCUUCCUGCGUGCCCAACCCCUGCCACCCGGGGGUGCAGUGCAUGGAGACCCCCCAGGGGGUGAAGUGCGGGCCCUGCCCUGACGGCAUGGUGGGCAACGGGACCCACUGCACGGACGUGGACGAGUGCACGGUGGUGCCGUGCCACAUGGGCGUCCGCUGCGUCAACACGGCCCCCGGGUUCCGCUGCGGGGCCUGCCCCGCCGGGUACACGGGGCCCCAGGUCCAGGGGGCCGGGCUAGCCUACGCUACCGCCAACAAGCAGGUGUGCAGGGACAUCGACGAGUGCGAGAACCCCACCAGCUCUGGAUGUGUGGAGAACUCAGUGUGCAUGAACACACCUGGCUCCUACAGGUGUGGUCCGUGUAUCAGGGAUUACAUCGGGGACCAGAAGCGCGGCUGCAGGCCGGAGCGGGCCUGUGGGAACGGACAGCCCAACCCCUGCCACGCCAGCGCCGAGUGCAUCGUGCUCCGAGACGGCAAGAUAGAGUGUCAGUGUGGAGUUGGCUGGGCCGGGAACGGAUACCUCUGUGGACCGGACACCGACAUCGACAGCUUCCCCGACAACCGGCUGGACUGUCCGGAGAAGAACUGUGCUAAGGACAACUGUCUGACGGUGCCCAACUCGGGCCAAGAAGACGCCGACCGUGACGGGAUGGGGGACGCCUGCGAUGAAGACGCAGACGGAGACGGAAUCCUCAACACACAGGACAACUGUGUUCUAGUGCCCAACGUGGACCAGCGCAACGUGGACGAGGACGACUUCGGCGACGCCUGUGAUAACUGCCGCGCCGUCAAGAACAACGACCAGAAGGACACCGACGUGGACAAGUUCGGAGACGAGUGCGACGAGGACAUCGAUGGCGAUGGGAUCCUCAACCACAGAGACAACUGCAAGCGCGUCCCCAACGCCGACCAGAUCGACCGGGACGGGGACAAGGUUGGCGAUGCCUGCGACAGCUGCCCCUACGUCCCGAACCCCGACCAGCUGGAUGUGGACAACGACCUCAUCGGGGAUCCCUGCGACACCAAUAAAGACAGCGAUGGCGAUGGUCACCAGGACUCGCGGGACAACUGUCCGGCGGUCAUCAACAGCUCACAGCUGGACACGGACAAGGACGGACAGGGGGACGAGUGCGACGAUGACGACGACGCCGACGGGGUCCCGGACCUCCUGCCCCCCGGUCCCGACAACUGCCGACUCAUCCCCAACCCCCUGCAGGAGGACUUAGAUGGUAACGGCGUGGGUGACGUGUGCGAGACGGACUUUGACAACGACACCAUCGUGGACACCAUCGACGUGUGUCCGGAGAACGCCGAGGUCACGCAGACGGACUUCAGGGAGUACCAGACGGUGGUGCUGGACCCCGAGGGAGACGCCCAGAUAGACCCCAACUGGGUGGUCCUCAACCAGGGAAGAGAGAUCGUCCAGACCAUGAACAGUGACCCUGGACUGGCAGUUGGUUACACAGCGUUCAGCGGUGUGGAUUUCGAAGGGACGUUCCACGUGAACACCGUGACCGAUGACGAUUACGCCGGCUUCAUCUUCGGCUACCAGGACUCGUCCAGCUUCUACGUGGUGAUGUGGAAGCAGGUGGAGCAGAUCUACUGGCAGGCCAACCCCUUCCGGGCCGUCGCCGAGCCAGGCAUUCAGCUUAAGGCUGUCAAGUCGACCACGGGACCAGGGGAGAACUUGAGGAACUCUCUGUGGCACACGGGAGACACUUCGGACCAGGUGAAGCUGCUGUGGAAAGACGCUCGCAACGUGGGCUGGAAGGACAAGACCUCGUACCGAUGGUUCCUCCAGCACCGGCCUGCCGACGGAUACAUCAGGGUGCGUUUCUUCGAGGGAACGCAGAUGGUCGCGGACACGGGCAUCAUCAUCGACACGACCAUGAGGGGGGGCCGGCUGGGGGUCUUCUGCUUCUCCCAGGAGAACAUCAUCUGGGCCAACCUCCGGUACCGCUGCAACGAUACACUUCCUGAGGACUUUGAAUCAUACAGGGGCCAGCAGGUUCGGCUGUUUUCCUAGGCAACAGCUGAACGGAGACGGAGGCCAGGGAAUUCUGGGAACCUUAUAUCCCCAAAAUUAGAAUUUGAAAAUUCAAAAGAUUCUUUAGAAGUUUUAAAUGCAGAAUAAGUCCAAUGAGGAUGGCGAAUAAAUAAUUGUGAAUCCUGAAUUUUUUACGUUGUUUUUUUUACAUUGAUGCUAAUGUUGAUCCUUUGACGUUUUUCGUGCUUUUUUUAAGUCUUGAUUGAUAUUGCCAAAAAUAAAUAUAAAUAACGAU